AUGUGCGCAGGAACAGCUGCGCAGGAACAGCUGCGCAGGAACAGCUGCGCAGGAACAGCUGCGCAGGAACAGGUGCGCAGGAGCAGGUGCGCAAAAACAGGUGCGCAAAAACAGGUGCGCAGGAAUAGGUGCGCAGGAACAGGUGCGCAGGAACAGCUGCGCAGGAACAGCUGCGCAGGAACAGCUGCGCAGGAACAGCUGCGCAGGAACAGCUGCGCAGGAACAGCUGCGCAGGAACAGCUGCGCAGGAACAGCUGCGCAGGAACAGGUGCGCAGGAACAGCUGCGCAGGAACAGCUGCGCAGGAACAGCUGCGCAGGAACAGCUGCGCAGAAACAGCUGCGCAGAAACAGCUGCGCAGAAACAGCCGCGCAGAAACAGCCUCGCAGAAACAGCCGCGCAGAAACAGCCGCGCAGAAACAGCCGCGCAGCAACAGCCGCGCAGCAACAGCCGCGCAGGAACAGCCGCGCAGGAACAGCCGCGCAGGAACAGCCGCGCAGGAACAGCUGCGCAGGAACAGCUGCGCAGGAACAGCUGCGCAGAAACAGCUGCGCAGAAACAGCUGCGCAGGAACAGCUGCGCAGGAACAGCUGCGCAGGAUCAGCUGCGCAGAAACAGCUGCGCAGGAACAGCUGCGCAGGAACAGCUGCGCAGGAACAGCUGCGCAGAAACAGCUGCGCAGAAACAGCUGCGCAGAAACAGCUGCGCAGAAACAGCUGCGCAGGAACAGCUGCGCAGAAACAGCUGCGCAGAAACAGCUGCGCAGAAACAGCUGCGCAGGAACAGCUGCGCAGAAACAGCUGCGCAGAAACAGCUGCGCAGAAACAGCUGCGCAGAAACAGCUUCGCAGAAACAGCUGCGCAGAAACAGCUGCGCAGAAACAGCUGCGCAGAAACAGCUGCGCAGGAACAGCUGCGCAGAAACAGCUGCGCAGAAACAGCUGCGCAGAAACAGCUGCCCAGGAACAGCUGCGCAGAAACAGCUGCGCAGAAACAGCUGCGCAGGAACAGCUGCGCAGAAACGGCUGCGCAGAAACAGCUGCGCAGAAACAGCUGCGCAGAAACAGCUUCGCAGAAACAGCUGCGCAGGAACAGCUGCGCAGAAACAGCUGCGCAGAAGCAGCUGCGCAGAAACAGCUGCGGAGAAACAGCUGCGCAGAAACAGCUGCGCAGAAACAGCUGCGCAGAAACAGCUGCGCAGGAACAGCUGCGCAGAAACAGCUGCGCAGGAGCUGCUGCGCAGGAACAGCUGUGCAGGAGCAGCUGCGCAGGAACAGCUGCGCAGGAACAGCUGCGCAGGAACAGCUGCGCAGGAACAGCUGCGCAGGAACAGCUGCGCAGGAACAGCUGCGCAGGAACAGGUGCGCAGGAACAGGUGCGCAGGAACAGCUGCGCAGGAACAGCUGCGCAGGAACAGGUGCGCACGAACAGCUGCGCAGGAACAGGUGCGCAGGAACAGGUGCGCAGGAACAGGUGCGCAGGAACAGCUGCGCAGGAACAGGUGCGCAGGAACAGCUGCGCAGGAACAGCUGCGCAGGGACAGCUGCGCAGGAACAGGUGCGCAGGAACAGGUGCGCAGGAACAGCUGCGCAGUAACAGCUGCGCAGAAACAGCUGCGCAGAAACAGCCGCGCAGAAACAGCUGCGCAGAAACAGCUGCGCAGAAACAGCUGCGCAGAAACAGCUGCGCAGAAACAGCUGCGCAGAAACAGCUGCGCAGAAACAGCUGCGCAGAGACAGCUGCGCAGAGACAGCUGCGCAGAGACAGCUGCGCAGAGACAGCUGCGCAGAAACAGCUGCGCAGAAACAGCUGCGCAGAAACAGCUGCGCAGAAACAGCUGCGCAGAAACAGCUGCGCAGAAACAGCUGCGCAGAAACAGCUGCGCAGAAACAGCUGCGCAGAAACAGCGGCGCAGAAACACUCUAUAGCCUCCGGUUACAGGAGCGUACCUCCAUGUUCAAUGUUUUUUGGGCAGUUGAACAUCUGCGCGGAGACGGCUGCGCAGAAGCGGCUGCGCGGAAGCGGCUGCGCGGAAACGGCUGCGCGGAAACGGCUGCGCGGAAACGGCUGCGCGGAAACGGCUGCGCGGGAACGGCUGCGCGGGAACGGCUGCGCGGGAACAGGUGCGCGGGAACAGGUGCGCGGGAACAGGUGCGCGGGAACAGCUGCGCAGGAACAGCUGCGCAGGAACAGGUGCGCAGGAACAGGUGCGCAGGAACAGGUGCGCAGGAACAGGUGCGCAGGAACAGGUUCGCAGGAACAGGUGCGCAGGAACAGCUGCGCAGGAACAGCUGCGCAGGAACAGGUGCGCAGGAACAGCCGCGCAGGAACAGCCGCGCAGGAACAGCUGCACAGGAACAGCUGCGCAGGAACAGCUGCGCAGGAACAGCUGCGCAGGAACAGCUGCGCAGGAACAGCUGCGCAGGAACAGCUGCGCAGGAACAGCUGCGCAGAAACAGCGGCGCAGAAACAGCGGCGCAGAAACACUCUAUAG
Schistocerca nitens (vagrant locust) is the source of this 2493-nucleotide messenger RNA. Its product is annotated as trichohyalin-like. Lineage: Eukaryota; Metazoa; Arthropoda; Insecta; Orthoptera; Acrididae. Bases 1 to 2493 code for a protein of 830 amino acids. The transcript has 2 exons. The record is from RefSeq and is a predicted model, not a curated record.